Molecule: messenger RNA, 3336 nt
Organism: Emericellopsis cladophorae
Lineage: Eukaryota; Fungi; Ascomycota; Sordariomycetes; Hypocreales; Bionectriaceae
Exons: 2
Coding region: 1-3336 (1111 amino acids)
Biological process (GO): mRNA export from nucleus; positive regulation of DNA-templated transcription; protein import into nucleus
Cellular component (GO): nuclear pore outer ring
Molecular function (GO): structural constituent of nuclear pore
Source: RefSeq, a predicted model, not a curated record
AUGGCGUCCCGAUUCAUUGUCCCCGACUCGAGCCCACCGAGCAGCCCUUCAACGCCUGCAAAGACCCCAAAGAUCCGCGGUGGCUCCGUCUUUGGUCACCCAUCCACAACUCCUGCUGGCCCACCACCUCCAUCCUCGGCGGGCUCAUUCACGCCCGCGGGCGCGCCCUCAGAUUCGUACCUUGGUAGUUCCAUUAUGCGCGGGGUGACGAGCUCGAAGCCGGUCAAUUUUGGCGACAGCGCAAUGUCUCAGACUGGCCCGGCUCCAGGAAGGAAACUCUGGGGUACACAGAAUAAUAGAUCCAACGCGCCGCUGGGUCGAUCGAUACGAAAUCCGCAGAGGCAGCCAUCCGGGCUGAGUAGGCAAUUCAGCUUGGGAGACGUCGAACCACAAGACGACAACGAGGAAGCUGUGGAGGAGGAUGCAGAGGGUGAGGAGGAUGUCGACUACGAUGAUGAGCCGCGUGGCUUGUUCAGGUCAACACUUGGGCAGAGCAAGGGCGGCGCGUUCGGACAUUCAGUCGAUGAUGAACUCGACCAGCUUAUUGAGCAGGACUUGGGUUUUGAUCAUGAAGAAGAAGAGGAGGACGAAGGCGGCUCAGACCACGACGAGGGCACCCGUACUGCCGAAUUCGACAUGGAGGAGGAUGCGGAAGGCAGCGAGGAAGACAUUUUCAUGAACUUGCGACAUGACGACAGGCAAUAUGGACAGGCUGCCAUAGGCGAAGCCGACGAGGAUCUGAUGAUGCUCAACACGCCCGCAGCGACCAAGACGAUGCGCAAAGAAGCACAGGAUCUCCUCCGCCGUUCGUCCAUGCGCCGUGGAAGUGGCGCAGGCCGUGCAUUUGAGUAUGGCUCCAUAGCCAAGGACUUUUACGCGCACGCCGAGGUUGCGCCGCUCAGCGAACCCAACGAGCUGAUCCUGAAGACCGAGGAUCUUGUCUGUCGACUCUACAACGAGGGUAUUGGUGCUGAUGACGACGCUGAGAAGCUGGACAACUCGCUUGCCAACAUCAGCUAUCGCCUAGUCAAGCUUUGGAGCGACCAUGUCAACACGCUUGAGAAGCCUCAAGAGGAGCUGGCUGGUGUGGGGCCAGGAUCUGGCGCUCAGCCUUUUGAGAAAGCACAGUACGUAUCACAACUGCUGCUUCGACUGCACCACACGAGGUUCAUGGAUGAUUCGGACGAAGAGAAGAUCCAACCACUUUCUGGCGUGCUACUCCACUGGCUACACGACUGCAGCUACGACCCGCAUCAACAACAAGUGGACGUAGUGAUGCGUCACAAGCCCAGCCCAGCGAGCCAUAGCGUAUACUGGCAAACAGUACAGAACAGCCUCUUGCGCGGCGAUGUACAAGCUGCCCUUGGAUUGUUGAGAAACGCGGGUUGGGAGCAGGUUCGCAACAUCAGGAGGGAACGCGUCUACACGGGGCAAGCGCUAGAGCACGUAAAGGCUUUCACACAGAAGACCUGCGAGCUCCUGGAGCAGUGCCCCUCGGAAAGCAACGACUGGGACAUUUUCAACAGCCGAUGGACUCUUUUCAGGAUCCAGGCCCGUGGCGCACUCGACAAGAUGACUCUCUUUGCUGAGGGACAAGACCAGACUUUCGCAGACCAUGAAGGCUACAACCGAGAAAGUUUAUCCACAAUGGCACGAAAGGCGACGAGCAAGCUGCCCUGGGACAUUUACGAGAAUUUACAGAUCAUCCACAGCAUUCUACUUGGCGAUGCUGAGGCAAUCCUGGGGACAGCCGAGGAUUGGUGCGAGGCUACGGUCGGCAUGGUCUGCUGGUGGGAUCAAGGAAAUCAGCGCCCUAGGAGUUUGCGCCUCACACAGUCCCAGAGCUUGCAGACCACAUCCAAGCUGGGCAACAGCGACGAGUACUUUCAGCGCCUGGCAGAUUCGUUCCAUACCGUGCUGCAGUCGGAUCUGAUUCCCAACGCGAUGAGCCCAGUGGAGGUGGCAGUCGCAUCAGUCUUUGAGAACAAUGUCAACGCGGCCAUUGGAAUUCUGCGCACAUGGUCGCUGCCCCUGGCGUGCGCUGUUGCCGAAGUAGCCGCCCUGGGCGGCUGGCUACCACCCGUCGAGUCUACGAGGCCGUUGGCCUUUGAUGCGCUGGAUAUGGAGGACUUGGCGCUGCUCAACAUCUCACAGCCAGGUCCUGAGGAGAUGCUGGGAAUGAAGGACGAUACGCUGGAGAAGUACGCACGAGACCUGGCAGGAAUCGAGCAGCUCUCGCCGCGCCAAGAAGGAUGGGAGAUGGCUAUUCAAGUCCUUGGCCGGAUGGACUUGCCUGAGAAGUCGGAGCAAAUCGUCGGGGAGCUACUGAAAGACAUUCUGGAGACACUGGACGAGCACUCUGGGCGCACGGUGGACAAGAUGUGGGGGAUCUUGAAUGACCUUGGCAUGAUCAACUAUGCCGAGGAGACGGCAGAGACUUUUGCGGACACGUUGUCUACCCAGUCACAUCGUUACGGUGAAGCUCUGUGGUACUACGCGCUGUCCCACCGAACCGACAAAGUACGGGAAGUACUUAACCUUCUCAUGUCUUAUUCACUGGUUCAAUCGACUGCAUACCCCGCGACCAAGGAUCUCGACAAGGAACUCCGAAAUCUACUAGAAAAUCGCACCGAAACCCUGGAGCAGCGUGCCAAACAGGACUUGGAGGCCGCUCAGCUCCUCGGACGCAUGCUCAGCGGGUACGCCACGCUGCGCAAAUUCUACGAGUUGCGGGACCAGCAAAAGUCCGGCAGUUUGCCAGCGAACAAACUUGCCACGAUCAAGCGGCAAGCUGCAUCGGCCUUGGUGGCUGUCGUUUCUAGCGCGGAUGACAACAUUCGAGGCGGUCUGUACGAUGAGUCGAGGGACGCGGUCGUCAGCGAGGACUUUCUGCUGGCGCUGCUAGGCGAGGCAACCGUGUUUGUCAACCAGCGGCCAGCAAUCAUCACUCUGGAGCAGAUGGACAUCCUGCUCAAGGCUAUCGAGGAUAUUCAGACUGUCGGGUCGAGGAUCUAUGAUACUUGCGACGAAUUCUUCAACCUGGUGCUUUCAUCAGCACAAGGUCUCAAGGGGUCCACGCCCGCUGAUCUCCUCAGGUCCACGAGCUCGCUCAGCGGCGGCAGCUAUGUCAUGACUGGCAGCUCCGUGCUCGCAAAUCAUAUGCACAAGUCUGUCUCCUCGUCGGGCGGCAAGAUUCAAAGGGGCUGGGACUGGAGAAAGAGCUUUAGCUCGACGACCAAGGCGGAACAUAUGCUUCGUGGUUUGAGGUUGGGCUUGGCCAAGGAUUUGGCGACACUGUGGCUCGACGAUGCGGACGGCGUAACAAGGGCUUUCUAG